Messenger RNA from Nannospalax galili (Upper Galilee mountains blind mole rat), 1494 nucleotides. RefSeq names its product transmembrane protein 180-like. Lineage: Eukaryota; Metazoa; Chordata; Mammalia; Rodentia; Spalacidae. The record is from RefSeq and is a predicted model, not a curated record.
AUGAUACUUUUAAACAUUAAAUCCACUGCCUGGGCAUACUCUCUGGUAUCACUGGGCACUGAAAUGCUAAAUUCUGUCUUCAAUUUCUAUUAUGUGAAACUUUUCUUGAAACUAUAUAAGAUUUCAGAACUGGCCUUCUAUCAGUCUCAGGUAAUUUUAAUGAUCUGAAAUGUUCUGAACAACCUGACAGGGUAUUUUUACUGGAACUCUCAGUCUGAACACUGUCUGAGUGGCCAUUGUUAUGUGUGUGGAGCCCUUUUACACGCAGUGGUCUUCCUGCUUCCUUGGUUUCCUUGGAGAUACUAUCAGCAAGGGGACUGGCUUAGUGGAUUUCAGUUGGUGGUCUUCCUCUAUGCAUUCGACAGCACCUUCACGUGGGUGCAGCAAGUCCAGUGGCACCUGCUUGCAGGGACGGUCCCCCGGUCUGACAGCAGGCUGCAGGUGCUCAGAAUGAACCAGUUGGCAUCCCUGGUUGGCUCCACCAGCAUCCUCUUCUGUGGCCUCAUCUCUCACAACAUGGAAAUCCUCUCCAGUUUUCAGACCACCACCAUUGUCAUUGCUUUCCUUGUGGCUGCCAGCCUUCACAUUGGCAUGUCUCAUAUGAGACAUUGCGAUUCUGAAAGAAGCCUGAAGGAAAACUUCCUCUCAGAGAGUGAACAGGAGCUGGCCUGGAUCUCUGCUGCUGUCUUACUGAUGAGACAAAUCUUGUCCCAGAGGAACUUUUACCUUUUCCUUGUCAUCAAUGUCUUCCAAGUCUUCCAGUUGACCUUCUUCAGUAACUUCAUGAUGAUCUUUGCAGAUAAUCUCAUCCCAAGAGAGGCUCUCUCUUCCUCUAUAUGGAGUGUCGUGUAUGGGGAGAUCUGCCCUCAGUGUCUGGUACUUCUAGGUUAGCCCUGGCUGAAGACAUAUGGUUACUCUAAGAUUAUCUUAAUUUCUUUCUGCCUAGAAGGAGCAGCCGCCAUUGCCAUGUUACUUCUGGGGCAGGAAUACUAUUUCUGUUUGGCUGUUUAUCUCACUGUUAUCAUAUAAGUAAACCCUGGGGUGAUUGUGAAAGCUUCUUUUUGCUUUUUUAACUUGCCUCUGGCUGAUGAAGAUUUCAACAGGAAGUCUCCCCUUUCCUUAGUGGUUUUUGGCAUCAAUGCUUUGUUUACCAAACCUGCUCAGUCUUUAGCUCCCAUUGUGAUACUGUGUAUGCUGAACCAGACACUUGUAGAUCUUCAAGCCACCAUGUUUAGUUUGAUGUGCAUAGUCCCACUGGGCAUUGCAGCCAUCCAGAUUCUGACUUGGAGCUCCUUCUUCAUCAGCAACAGGAUAGACUACACAGCACCUGUGCUACGGAACUCACCACUGCUCCAGAACGAGUCCCGCCAGUGUGUGGUUGACAGACCCACCCGCAACCACCCACUAGGGCAAGGAAAGACCGGAAGUUCUGUGGGCACUACUUCGGAGAGGCUACGAGGAUUCAGCUACCCUUUCGGAAGUGGUCUCCCCUGA